AUGGUCGACGAAAAGUUGGAUCAAGAUCUUCUCUUAUGCAUUGCCCGGGCCCGAGCCAACGGUUCCACCGGCGCUGAACUCGGCGUCGUUGAUGAACGAGCAGCUACGGAGAUAGAACAGUUGGCGACGCCUGCGAGUCAGAGGGAUGGUAACGCUGAUGAUCGUGAAGAGGCUGGAGAGUUCAAUGUCCUAAAAGUCGUCGAGCUGCGGCUAAGGCAACAAGAACAAACCGCUUCCGUCAACAACAGAGAGCAUCCUAAAGCUGCAGUUGCUCCUCCAGAUUCGUUGCCUGUGACCGCGUCUAGUCCAAAGGGCAACUUGUUGCACUCUCUGGAGCAGAACAAUAGCAACACCGUUAAUCAGGCUCAAGAGGCUGUGACACCUACAAACCCUCCAACUCGUCAACUUGAUAUUUCGAAAAGGUACAUGCUGCAUCCAGGCGCCUAUGCACAGGAUGGGCCUGGUGUUGAUAGCAAUGCUGACGUCAAUGAAGAACACACCACAGCAGAAGCCACAAUGAAUGCCCCAGACACCAAUAAUGGAUUGGCAGUGGCAAACAUUGUUGAGGAUGGGGAUCUUCCUACUGCUUUGCCACACAAUGCAGGAUCUGAUGACAGUGCGGCGGAAAACAGAAAAAAAGAACAUACAAAUCAGAUCAAAUCCAACGUUCUUUUUGGAGUUAUCUUACUCGUGAUAUGUAUCCUCAUACUGGUUUCUGUUCUGGUGUCCAUCAAAAGGAAAGAGCUUGACGUGGCUCCAACAGCAGCCCCGACAGGAAACCCCAGCAGCAGUCCAACCCAUGCGCCUACUUCCUUAGUGGACUCUGUAGUCUCACUCUUCCCAGCAGAGACUAUCAUCAAGGUAUUUGACGAUCCUAGUUCACCCCAGUCCAAGGCGUUUGAUUGGCUCCUAGAAGAUACCCUCAAUCUUCCUGACCUCACUGUUGAGAGAAUCAAACAGAAAUUCAUCCUUGCUACCCUUUUCUUUGCUACUGAAGGAACUAACUGGGCCGCCAAUGAUGACUGGCUUAGCUAUGACAUCCACGAAUGCAGCUGGUUCAACAAGCCUGACUUUGCGCAGUACUCGACCAUGGGUAGCUUGUAUCCUGGAUACCUAAAGGAGUUCUUCGUUUCAUCGGAACCGACUCCUUCCAUUUGUGACAACAAUGGGCUCUAUCGCCAUUUAUGGUUGGAUGCCAACAACUUGGGAGGCACUUUGCCUGAGGAGCUCUUCCUUCUGACAACUCUCAGAACACUUUCCCUCGGAUACAAUCAAGUUGAGGGAUCCAUCCCAAGCCAGGUUGGACAGCUUGUUGAGUUAGAAGGGCUGUUCCUAAACAGUAUGAAGAGUGUUGGAACCACCAUCCCUACAGAAAUUGGGCUCCUCACCAAGCUGAAAGCCAUUGGUCUCCAUGAUAACCAUCAUUCUGGAUCCAUUCCUUCUGAACUCUGGGAGCUAUCCGCUCUUGACACAUUACUUGCCCUACGCAACCCCAUGUUGAAAGGGUCCAUUCCAACUGAGAUUGGCGGCAUGACAAAGAUGAGAUUUAUGGAUUUGAAUGACUGUGAUUUGACUGGCUCAAUCCCUUCAGAAAUUGGCAGAGUCAGCUUGCUUGAAUGGGUUGUUGGAUAUGGCAACCGACUAACUGGAACCCUACCAAAGGGACAAUCCCUUCCAGGCUAG
This is a messenger RNA of Seminavis robusta, 1683 nucleotides long. Lineage: Eukaryota; Bacillariophyta; Bacillariophyceae; Naviculales; Naviculaceae. The record is from the annotation of a GenBank genome assembly.